Molecule: messenger RNA, 2121 nt
Organism: Ochlerotatus camptorhynchus
Lineage: Eukaryota; Metazoa; Arthropoda; Insecta; Diptera; Culicidae
Gene: not
Product: non-stop
Exons: 3
Coding region: 278-1915 (545 amino acids)
Biological process (GO): protein deubiquitination
Molecular function (GO): zinc ion binding; cysteine-type deubiquitinase activity
Source: RefSeq, a predicted model, not a curated record
CGAAUGUCGCAUUAUUUGUCGGUACUUUUAGCGCAGACAAUAAAGAAAGGUUGAAUUUCAUUUUAGGCGUACAACACAGUUCGGAGGCGACGAAAAUUAGCUCCCAAUCGAAAUUAUACGGGAUGGCCAACGUCGUACAAUAGUGACAUAAACUGCGGUUCAAUAACUUCCCUCAGCAAAACGAGGACACUGCUGGAUCAGCCAAAAUUUUGAGUGGAAACUUUACGAAGCUCUCACGGUAAGACUGAUUUUGGUAAGAAGUAGUGUUCUCCGCAGGAUGUCCGAUCACGGUUGUGCUCAUUUUGCGGCUUUUGUAAAGGAGUAUGGGCUGGAAUCGUUCAGCGUGGUGCAUUCCUAUUUCAGCACCUGCAUCAACAAGGAUGCCCGGCGUCGGAAGGCUUUGUCCUGCCUGUGCUACAAGUGUGGUAGUUCCGGUCCGCAGCUGUAUUCGUGCUUACAGUGUAUCUAUUUCGGUUGCAAGGGUGCACACAUCAACGACCACUGCAAGCAGACCAAGCAUUACAUCGUGCUGGAACUGUGCUAUGGAAUGAUCUUCUGCUAUCAGUGUAAGGAUUUCAUCUACGACAGCGAAUGUCAAGCGGUAGCUGAGAAGCACAUUAGGAAGGAAGCGAAAAGCUUGAACAAGAGUUUGUCCUGGAGACCGUGGUCGCCUUCGAAGCUGGAGAUUGAUUUGCUACUGAAGAAUCCAAAACGCCGCCAUGUUACGGCAUUUACCAGUAUUGGCCUACGAGGGCUGUUGAACCUGGGCUCGACCUGCUUCAUGAACUGUAUCGUUCAGGCAUUGAUUCAUACUCCUCUUCUAAGGGAUUACUUCCUUUCCGAGAGACACGAAUGUACCACAAAAACAGCUGCCAAAUGUCUUGUGUGCGAGGUGUCGAGACUGUUCCAAGAGUUUUACUCGGGUGCCCGAGGACCCCUAUCGCUGCAUAGAUUACUGCAUUUAAUAUGGAACCACGCACGUCACCUAGCUGGGUACGAGCAGCAGGAUGCUCACGAAUUUUUCAUUGCUACGCUGGAUGUUCUCCAUCGCCACUGUAAGAUAUCAAUGAACGAAAUUGCCGCAGCUGCAGCAGAAAAAUCGAAACAGUCCCAGCCACAGCUGCAACAGCAAGAAAAUCCAACCCAGUGUAACUGCAUCAUCGAUCAGAUCUUUACCGGAGGUCUUCAAAGUGAUGUCGUUUGUCAGGCUUGUAACGGAGUAUCAACAACGAUCGAUCCAUUCUGGGACAUUUCGCUGGAUUUGGGCGAAGCUCAGAACCAGGGAUACGGUGGCCCACCGAAAUCGUUGAUUGACUGCCUGGAACGCUUCACACGGGCAGAACAUCUUGGUUCCAGUGCAAAGAUCAAAUGUUCCAGCUGCAAAACCUAUCAGGAAUCGACGAAGCAACUCUCCAUGCGUACACUGCCAAUCGUAGCCAGCUUCCAUCUGAAGCGUUUCGAACAUUCUAGUUUGAUCGACAAAAAGAUCUCGACCUUCAUCUCAUUCCCAUCGGAGCUGGACAUGACUCCAUUUAUGUCGAAAAAGAAGUCUGAACAGUCGCAAUCGUCCGGGUCUUCUUCUUCUUCGUCUUCAUCGAAAGCCAAGUCUUCGGAUCGAAAGCACGGUGCCACGGCAGGAACCGGCAGCAGCAGUGGAAGUUGUCCUGGAAAUGACGAUGACCAGAGCAACAGUCGACUCCCGCACGACACCAGUGACUUCCGCUAUUCACUGUACGCGGUCAUCAACCACGUGGGAACGUUGGACGCUGGACAUUACACGGCGUAUGUUCGACACCAGAAGGACAUCUGGGUGAAGUGUGACGACCACAUUAUAACGACUGCCACACUCAAACAGGUGCUGGAUAGCGAAGGUUACCUGCUAUUUUACCACAAGAAGAUUCUCGAAUAUGAAUAAACAACAAACAACAGUACUAAUGCUGCGUGGCAUAGUCGAGCAUAAACGGAAACGUGGAUGGUGUGAUUCAUAGGGAUAGACGUGUUAGUGAGCCCAUUAAGAUUCGAACUAAGGAUAUACUCUCCUACAACUUAUUUCACUACUAGAUUGUAAUCAAACAAUUAUGAAAUAAAGUCAUGACUUUCAUUUGUAAAAGUGACGGAAUA